ACUCUUGCGCAUGCGCUUAACGCAGGUGGCAUUUUUUGUGGGUCGUCAAAGACAAGACAGAGGGAAAAUGGCGCAGAACAACGACUUAGCAGAAGCUAUUAGAAAGGCCAGAGAGAUGGCGGCCAAAAUGACGCCGGGCAUCGUGGCCGCGGCAGCCGCUCAGCAACAAGCCAACGGCAAUGGAGAUAUGAACUCCAGGAAAAGGCCACAUGAUGAAGAUGACGGUCCACAAGUUAAGAAACUGUCGAUGGAAGACCCCCAGGCUGUUGCGCAAGCAGCCAUUGCUAAAGUCGGAGCACAACUGGGCCUGCCGCAUAUGAUGACUGUUGAGAUCAAGAUUCCCAAUCGGAUGGUUGGCCUGGUCAUUGGCAGAGGAGGUGAGAUGAUCACAAGGCUACAGGCAGAGUCUGGGGCCAGGAUUCAAGUAGCUCCAGAUGGUUCGGAAGUGAGUGGAGAGAGACAGGUUACAAUCUGCGGUACUCAGGACACCAUCGACAAGGCGAAGGCCCUGAUUGGGAAAGUGGUGGAAGAUGCUGGCGGUCAAUUGACCAACAUUCCCCUUGGAUCUGCACUGGGUGGUAUGAGUGGUGGUAUGAGUGGUGGUAUGAGUGGUGGUGGGAUGUCAAUGUCAGGGAUGGCAGGGAUGGCAGGGAUGAUGGGUGGAGAGGAAGUAGCAGAACUUAUGAUCCCAGCAAACAAAGUUGGACUUAUCAUAGGAAAAGGGGGAGAAAUGAUCAAAGCUCUUCAGGAGAAGGCAGGUUGCAAAAUGCAGAUGAUUCAAGAUGGACCGUACUCCAACGCACCCGAGAAGCCCCUCAGAAUGAGCGGAGCCCCGGAGAACUGUAAGAAAGCGAGAGAGCUGGUGUUGCAGCUAAUGGAACAGAAAGAGUUGGAGUUUGGCUCACAGGCGAGAGGACUACUUGGCAGUGAGACUACUAUGGCCGGCUCUGCUGGAGUCCCACACACAAUAGAGAUUCAGGUUCUGAAGCAGAUGGUAGGCUAUGUGAUAGGACGUGGAGGAGAACACAUCAACAACAUUCAGAGUAACUGUGGAGUCAGACUCCAGUUCCAGAACGAUGUUCCUGGUACUGACUAUCGUAUAGCUACCAUCUCUGGGACUCCCGAGGGCUGUCAGCGAGCCAGGAAAUGGGUGGACGACCUUGUGGCAGAGGUAAGAGAAGUUCCCAUCUCCCAGACACCUGUAUGCGGUGUACAUUUUGUGGAUUGGUAUUUCUGUUGAAAGCAGCGCCAGAACCAGGGUUUCCGCCCGCGACUGGAGCUGCCCAACCCGACUGGGCCCGGGGUCCAGACCAUUCAGUUUGGAGUGCCCAGCAACAAGUGUGGACUUAUCAUUGGGAAAGGUGAGCUGACGUUUACCCAGAAUUGAUGGAAUAGUGACAAAACGUUAACAAAACCCGUAUACUAGUGGGGGGUUUAGUACUACCAGGACACAUUGUAUACAAAAGUGAAUGGGGAAAAGCAAUAUUGGUGUUGGUGGUGAAAAACUAUGGCUAUAUCAUCUGCUGGCCAAAUUUAGCACACCUCACAGCUAUAGGCAGGACAGAGCUAAUGAGCUGGUUAAUUUGUGGUUGGCAUAUUACUUUUUUCCACCAUGAAUAAUGCAUGAUGUCAUAGCACAAGACUUUGGUUCAAAACACUUAGGGAACAAUGACCCAUCACCAACAGACAAUGGCACUGUCAUACUAGUGUUUAUCUUUUCUAUGAGCGCUAACAGCUAAAAAGUGUUUUGUACUAGAAUUUGUACAAAGAUACCCUGUAUGUGCGUUUUUGUGUUGUAAUGGCCUAAUGUGACGUCAGUAAAACCCUUUUUUGGAGGAAGACGUCGUUUUCUGUGGGUGAAGUGUUAGGGUGUCUUAUGUACAUAGAAAGGAAGUCCUUUUCAAAGCACACACACAUUGCGACGUACCCAAGUUAGAAAAUCCCUUGCCGUGUGUGCCUACGUGUAAAGGUGGAGAUACGAUCAGACAGAUCCAGGUCCAAUCAGGUGCCCACGUGGAGCUGCACCGAGGAACCCAGCCCAACCCGGACGAGAAACUGUUCAACGUUCGCGGGAACGCCCAGCAGAUCCAGCUGGCCCAACAGCUCAUUCGACAGAAGUACGAGAAUGUUCCUGGUAGUGGAGCCCCUCAGUAUGGACCCGGUCCCUACCAGGGAGCCCAGGUGUUUGGAGCCCCACAGGGAGCCAUGUACGGAGGACCUGGAGGCGCCCCCGCGGGAGCUCCCUGGGGCGGCCAGUACCCCUACCAGCAGGCUGCUGUCGCUGCCGCUGCCCAGGGCCAGCAGCAGACAGACCCCAACCACCAGGCUGCCUGGGCAUCCUACUACCAGCAGCUGUACGCGGCCCAGGCUGCUCAGGCACAGGCUGCACAGGCACAGCAAGGAGCCCAGCCUCCAGCAGGAAGCCAGCAGCAGCAGCAGCAGCAGCAACAGCAACAGAUGGCGGGGGCAGGAGCCACACCUUCCCAGGAGCAGGUCCAGGCCCAGUGGGCAGAGUACUACCGACAGAUGGGCUAUUACUACCAGCAGACCGGCCAGCCAGGCCAGCAGCAGCCGGGCCAGCAACCUCCCCCUGCCGCUCCCGACAACAAGUGAUUGGUUGCCCUCUGCUCGUAUUGAUUUGAAAAUCUCUGCACUCUAUUGCAUCUAUGCCAUUGCUGUUGCUGCCCUGUCUGCAUCCAAAAUGAACCUGUAUUAUUGCACUCCACAUAUCACCCCCCUACACACACCGUUAUUUGACUGUAUGCCACUAUUCAGUUACUUCACUAUCUAGCAUUAUGUUGUAUAUUGUAUGUACAUAUCAUCCGUGCACAAAGGAGGACAGUAAGAGAGGAAGGGAAUAUUAUUAUAUCAUUGUGUAUUAUUUCGUAUGGUGUUUUAGGGUUGACUUGUGUGUAUUAGGGUUUGAGUAAUUUCUCUCUGGUGUCUGUCCCUAUGAUAGCUGC
Molecule: messenger RNA, 2963 nt
Organism: Geodia barretti
Lineage: Eukaryota; Metazoa; Porifera; Demospongiae; Tetractinellida; Geodiidae
Source: the annotation of a GenBank genome assembly